This is a messenger RNA of Penicillium bovifimosum, 1488 nucleotides long. Its product is annotated as class I SAM-dependent methyltransferase. Gene Ontology annotation, molecular function: protein-arginine omega-N symmetric methyltransferase activity. NCBI's taxonomy places the organism in Eukaryota, Fungi, Ascomycota, Eurotiomycetes, Eurotiales, Aspergillaceae. The record is from RefSeq and is a predicted model, not a curated record. Gene Ontology annotation, cellular component: mitochondrion. The transcript has 3 exons. Bases 1 to 1488 code for a protein of 495 amino acids.
AUGGACUCGCCAGUCCUCACCCAGUUGUUCCGACAGCUUUUCCGGCACCCAGCAUGCCAAUCAUUACGACGGUCACCUUCAGUACUUGCUCGACCACAAUCCCGCUCGUUUCUGACUCGGCGCACACCCGCCAGCAACAAGCGCAACAAGCUGCAGGAUGAAGUUCAGCUCUGGACGAAACGAGGGGAUUACCCCAAGAACAUCGACCAGGAGUACAAGACAUACCCUACAGUUACAGCGAAGGAGCUUCGCAAUCGACGCGAGCGACCACGACAGGUCAAGAUGCUGACACGCGAGUUCAUCGACGACAGCCUAUACAACCCGCAUUACGGGUACUUCUCCAAACACGCGACGAUUUUCAGUCCCGGCGAGCCAUUCGACUUCAACCAAAUCGAAGACGGGCCGGCGUUCCACAAGCUCCUCGGCCAACGCUAUACGGAGUUCGAGGACAAGCUUGAUGAGACGAAUCCGGACAUCGCGCGACAGCUCUGGCACACACCGACAGAAUUGUUCCGACCAUACUAUGGCGAGACGAUCGCGCGGUAUCUUGUCUCAAACUACAAGCUGACCCUAUACCCAUACCACGACCUCAUCAUCUACGAAAUGGGAGCCGGAAACGGCACCAUGAUGUUAAAUAUCCUCGAUUUCAUCCGCGACACCGACCACGAAGUGUACCAGCGAACCAAAUUCAAGAUCAUCGAGAUCUCGCCAGCGCUAGCAGACCUCCAAUACAAGAAUCUCACCGACAAGCUCACAGCCAAGGGCCACCGCGACCACGUCGAGAUCGUCAAUCGCUCAAUCUUCGACUGGGACACAUACGUGCACUCACCAUGCUUCUUCCUCGCUCUAGAAGUCUUCGACAACUUCGCCCACGACACCAUCCGCUACAACACAAGCACCGAGCUGCCCCAACAGGGCGGCGUCCUCAUCGACGCUGACGGCGAGUUCCACGAAUACUACAACAAUCAGCUCGACCCAGUCGCCGCUCGCUUCCUACGCGUGCGCCAAGCUGCCGCCCGCCGUCCGUUCCCGAGUCCGCUGGGCCCACCACUUCUCCGUGGCCUCUGCUCCGCAGCGCCCUUUAGGAAGGAAUACACGCUGCCGGAGUACAUCCCCACCCGGCUGAUGCAGUUCUUCGAUGUCCUGAAUCAGUAUUUCCCGGCUCACCGUCUGGUUUCCAGUGACUUUAACUCCUUGCCAGAUGCCGUGCCUGGGAUCAAUGCGCCAGUCGUGCAGACUCGGUACCAGCGGCAGACGGUGCCGGUGACGACUCCUUUUGUCCAGCAGGGAUACUUUGAUAUCUUCUUCCCGACGGACUUCAACGUCGCGGAGGACAUGUACCGUGCUGUUACGGGGAAGCUGACUCAGGUUACGAGCCAUGAGGAGUUCGUGCACCGUUGGGCUUAUAUUGAGGAUACGGAGACGCGGAAUGGGGAGAAUCCGCUGUUGAGCUGGUAUAAGAAUGCUAGCAUGUUGAUGACUGUGUAG